Molecule: messenger RNA, 2136 nt
Organism: Moneuplotes crassus
Lineage: Eukaryota; Ciliophora; Spirotrichea; Euplotida; Euplotidae
Source: the annotation of a GenBank genome assembly
GAGCAAUAUGGAAUCAGACUCAAAAGAAAAUGACCAUGGGUCUUCAGAGUGAUACCAUGAUUCUUUCUCAGAAGAAGCCAAACAGAUCAACUUGUCUCUAAGAUAUGAUACUGCAGAUAAUUUCGUUGGUUCAAGUAAGAACAUAUUCAUGUACUGCGACGAAAUGCCCCAAGAUCUCAGACUAAAACCCCACACCGUCAACAAGAAAGGAACAACAGUAACCAGAGACUCUGAAAACACAAAAUCAAGCAAGGACAGGCCCAAACACAAGAAGAGAUCCGAUCAGGAAGGAAGAAGAAGCUUAAUGAAAUAGAAGGAAUAGGCUUGCCAAUAUGUUUAUAAAGAACAUGAGCACGCAGAUGAACCAACUUAAGAUAGAGCAGUACGGAAGUGCAAGAGUGAUUGAUAAUGAGCUAGAGAAGUAUAGGUAUAAUAUUUAUUCAAUCUCUUUCUUGGCCAUUCUUGGUGUGCUGAUAUGAGGAGUAGAGCAAGAGUUGUUUAUUAAGUAUGGGAAGGAUCAUGAAACUACUGACCGGGUCAUUCUUUUAUCGGUUAAUCUAUUUAUUACUUUCUUAGUGAUUGCUUUAACAAUUAUGUCAUAUUUUCAAGAAGUGUUCAUCCGGAGAGCAGAAGGUGUCCUUCUUACUAUAGAUACCCUUGAUAAGAAGAGAAUCAUUUGAUUGAUCUUUGAAAUUGUACUCAAUUUAAUUCAUCCAAUGCCUUUCUUGGCGAAUACCACAUUUCAAGAGAAGAUAUAUGUUCUUGACAUCUCUCUUCCCAAGAGAUAUGAUUGAGUACUUUAUCUUGCAAUGCUUCACAUUCGUUUCUAUCAUUUCCUGCGACAAUUUUUGCUUUCCUCUGAUUUCAUGACAAACCGAGCCUUCAGAGUUUGUAAAAUAAGCAAGACCAAUUGCAAUUAAGAUAUGCUUCUCAGCCUGUUUUUGCUUAUCCACAUACAGAAAGAACUCAUCCAUCAGCUUACCGCUUUUAGGAUGAUACAGCAGGACUUGGUAUUGCUUCUCUCUAGCGUUAGGCUUAUAUAUCCUUAUGGAAAUUUGGACCUUCUUAGUGUUCUUCUCCUGUAUUAUCUUUGCUCCAAGUUUAAAUUUAUCCUUGACUACCACAAACUCUUGAGAGUAGAGGUACUGAUCUUCUGGAGUCUCAUUUGUUAUAGAAGGAAUGGCUCAUUCUUGUAAGGUAUAUUUAGGGAGGAAAUGAUUUUCUAUGUCCUCUCCUCCAACGACCUUCGAUACUUUGAGGUUAUCUUGCUUAGCAAGAAUUCCUCUAGCAUUAUGAGCAACUUCGUUAUAACUUCUAAUUAAAUUAGAUUUACCUUCUCUUUCAAGAAGGUUCUGAAAUUCAAUAUUCUGAGCCUGUGCUUCUGUGAGAAGUUCUUCAAUAGAGUUCUUACAAUUGGAUUCAGCUUCCAACUGAGUAUUAAAUUUUGCCUCAAACUGAUUGAUCCAGUCCUUGGCUCAUCUUUCGAAUUGAACUUUCAAAUUGGAGAGAUGCUUCUUAGAUCUCCCAACAUUUUUAAUGAGACAUCUAACAAAUUCUGACAUUGUUUUGCCAGCCCUCUGAGUUUCUCUUGUAACUGCAAGAUUGACUCCUUUUUGACUUUAAAAAUGUCUUCCAGAGAGACAAAAGAAUGUGUCUUGUGACUCUCACUCAGAAGAGCUCACCUGGAACAUCACAAGAUAUCUCACUCUUUGCAAUAAUAUUCAUCUGGGAGAUUAUGGAUCGGACAUCCAGUUACCUUGGGAGCUGGAGGAAAGGUAGUGACAUCCUGAACGAAUUCUUUGAGUUUUUCAAACAAUGGAAGCUUCUUCAAGUUCUUUUUGUGGAUAGUUCCUCUGCAAUUGGGACAAUUCACACUCUUCUUAUUGCUGAAUCAAGGUUGGAUGCACUCACUGCACCAAAUUAAGCUACAUUUGGGCACAUUUUAUGUUCUUUAUCAACCUGAUCCUUACAAAUCUGUCAAAUAAUGAGAUCUUCAAGGUUGGGUUUGGUGGUUCAACUAGCUACUUGUGAGUAGGAGCUAGCUUCAGCGUCAUCUGUCUCACUUUGCUUCUGCAAAGCUUUCAAAUCUCUCUUUUUUACCGACCGUAUCUUAAGCUUCAUAUUUAUUGUUAGUCC